UCUUCUUCACGGCUGAUGAUGACAUGUCAACAACAAACAUGGCAUCCAGCAGCAACUAUUGGGAAGAUUUGCGUAAACAGGCCAGACAGCUGGAAAAUGAGCUGGACCUCAAGCUGGUCUCCUUCAGUAAACUCUGCACCAGCUACAGCAGCAGCAGCAGCCGGGACCAGCGGACAAGAGACAGCAGGUCUGAUUCUGUCGGCUCAUCUCAUGACAACAUGCUCGUUGCCAUGACUACUGAGCUGGAGCAGCUAUUGGCCAAUCUUACCGCAGUCAAUGACAGGAUGGCAGAAUACACGCACACUCCGGGGGCUACAUCACAUAACGCAGCAUUGAUGCACACCUUACAGAGACACAGAGACAUCUUACAGGACUAUACUCUUGAGUUCCACAAAACCAAAAGCAACUUCUUCAGCCUGCGAGAGCGAGAGGAUCUACUAGGCUCUGUUCACAGAGACAUUGAGUCCUACAAGAGCAGCGUAGGAGUGAAUAACAGAAGGACUGAGCUCAUCCUGAAGGAACAUGAACAUCUCAGAAACUCAGAUAGUCUUAUCGACAACGCAAUAAGUAUCGCCAUAGCUACCAAAGAGAACAUCACAUUUCAGCGUGGGAUGCUGAAGUCCAUUCAAACCAGGGUCACAACUUUGGCCAAUCGUUUCCCCGCCAUCAACAGUCUCGUCCAGAAAAUCAAUUUGCGCAAGAGGCGGGACUCUUUAAUUCUAGGCGGGGUGAUAGGCGUCUGCACCAUUCUCCUGUUGCUCUACACUUUCCACUGAUUCGCAGUUCAACUGACCAUUACUUUCUUCAAAAAGGAACAGAAUAUAUUCAUUGUAUCUCAAGGUUUUUAAAAAAUAUGUUAAUAUUCUAAUUUACUCUCCUUUAAAAAAAACUGUUUAAAUAGUUAAGAAAGAAUUUUAUUUUGAAAAUAAAAAUAUAUCACUAAAAAAGUCUUAAUUGAAAUCCAUUGAACUGACUGGAGAGUUUAUUUAUUUUCUGAUUAAUGAUGUAACAUGUCCAUCUUUGGAGUUGUAUAUUGCUGGUUAUAUCCUAUUGUAAUGUUAACUCUUUAUAAAAUCUUUAUGAAAUUUGUUAAAUGUUGAUGUCAUACUUCUUUAUAUAGUAUCAGCGGCGCCUAAUAAAAUAAAGGUGAUGGGCUCACUGUCAA
Molecule: messenger RNA, 1165 nt
Organism: Anoplopoma fimbria (sablefish)
Lineage: Eukaryota; Metazoa; Chordata; Actinopteri; Perciformes; Anoplopomatidae
Product: Golgi SNAP receptor complex member 1-like
Exons: 9
Coding region: 24-776 (250 amino acids)
Biological process (GO): endoplasmic reticulum to Golgi vesicle-mediated transport; vesicle fusion
Cellular component (GO): Golgi medial cisterna; SNARE complex; Golgi membrane
Molecular function (GO): SNAP receptor activity
Source: RefSeq, a predicted model, not a curated record